Molecule: messenger RNA, 3291 nt
Organism: Zootermopsis nevadensis
Lineage: Eukaryota; Metazoa; Arthropoda; Insecta; Blattodea; Termopsidae
Source: RefSeq, a predicted model, not a curated record
CACUUAACCAUUAGAAGUCGAAUCAGGCGGUACCACAUAAGAUUUAACAAAAGAACAUCCCGGUCGAAGCCUUAAUCCAGUUCACAUCUUCAAAAAUUUAUUUCAGUUUUUUUUUUAUUUGCUCUGUGUCCAUGUCCGCCAAGACGUGUCUUCUCCUCCAGGGUUUUCAACAGAAAUUGUGUACUCUGUACUGGUGUUCUCAAUGCAUGCUACACCGGCAGACACUGACUUCCUUGUAAUGUAAAUGUAAAAAUAAUUAAUUACUCUACAACGCAUCUGCAAGUAUUUUGCUACAGCGAAUUUGCAUAACAAAGUAUUACGUAAGAAGAGUCUACGAUGAAAGUAACUCCUUGACAAAAAUCAUCCUUUUAAAAAAAGAUGAUACAAUCCAGCUCACAUUACCUAUCGACACGAGUGAUACUACGUCACGACAUGAAAAGUUGCUGUUGGUGUCAUAUCUACUGUGUACCAGGGGUGGCCAAACUACGGCCUGCCGCUGUAGUCAAAUACACAGUGCUUUAUAUUAACUUACGGUGAGAUUUACGACGCCGCGAACAAGUCAGGUUUUAGCGCUGAAUAUUAAGGUAGGUUUUAAGUCGAUAAUUCACUACUGUCCGAAGAUUCUCAAAACUAAAACCAUUGGUUGUGCCACGUUUGAGAACACAUGGAGCAAGGCCCUUGUUUAGAAGCAAAUGUUCAUUGUCGUGUUCACAACAGCCUGAAGAAAUUUGUCUACCGCCAGUUUCGUCCUUCUGUUUCCAGAUCCGUAUAACACUUUUACGAACAUUUAUCGACCUGUUAACGCAUUCGGAAAACGACACUAGCAGUUAUGGUAGUCGUCACCAAAUUGCAUGCUUCAAGGUCACAGCAACACCGUUGCAACACUUACAGCGAAGCCCGCGGCGUAGCAAUUAUAGCAGCACAGAACUCUCAGAAUGAAUUCUCAGUGUUAUUCACUGAUUGGAGGUCAGUCUAGGUUUAUACGCGUAUUCACAGGAUUGUCCAGACACUCGUUCGAAAGAGGGAGGGCCCUGCUUUGUUCGGGAGUGGCGCUGAACUGUAGUCAACAGAUUUCUGAUCCGUGAAGCCAGAAAUGUUGUUGUGUUUCUUGUAGCGUGUGAAGCCGUGUAGACGGCUAGAAAAGUUUCACUGAAUAUCUAAGCGACAUAUUUCUCUAAUCCGCUACAAGUGUACAUGACGUCACAACCAGUCACAUUUAACCAUCGUAUAAAUACCAAAUCAUACAUUUAUCUAUAUACUUCGCGCACACAGAUCUAGCACCGAGGUUAAAACGCGUAGAGCUAUACAUUUUUAAAACCGUGGUACUUCAGAAGUACAGUACGUACAGUAACGAGAAUUUCAGGAUAUCUGAGAUUCCGUUACAAGUAGAUUCUGCUUAAAACACUCCGUCAUAUUGUCUACGGAACAGAUUUGUUCAUACAUCGAUAGUGACGUGGUCUGAGACGCCGUGUGGAACAUUCGAUGGGUACAACUCUUCGUUAAACUUUUGUACUCACUUACGAAUCCACAUGCCGUUGCAGUCCAGGAGACUUCCGUCUAGACGUGUCUACUACAGUAAGAACCACAGAUGUUAAACAAAUUAUUUAUACAGUGAUUUAUAGUUCACCAUCUUUGAUAAACAGCUCUGAGUUGAAUACGCAGUGGUAAACAAAGGAAAAUCACACUUGACUACCUUGUAAUUAUUAUAACUGUGAAAAAGAAGGCAGUUCAUUUCGAAGAAUUACAGUUUGAUGGACUGUCUGAGGUUCGAGACCCGGAUGCAUCUAGGUUUUUCCAUCGGCCCCUUUAGCGGAGGGAUUCCCGAGCUGGUUGGUACAGUUCGUUCAAAAGAGUGUUUCACCCACGGACUGAUGAGCAACAGAGGAAUUCAUCUGAAACCAUUGCGUCGUUCCGGCACAACUGCUUCGGUACAUCAGACCUUGCUAAAAAUAACCAUCCUCUCUCAUCAGUACAGCCCUGUGAUAAUUUACAAAACUAUGUAAAGAGCAUCUGGGAAAUGGGUGCUAUUAUUGGUAAGGGGAGAGGCUUGAAUGUUGAUGAAUUCUGAGCAAUGUCUGCUGUAUGUAAUGGCUCCCAACAACAGCAAGUACAUCUGCAACAUCACAAGAAUAGAAAUGAAGUUGCUCGACGCCGCUGGAAGAUCUUGGCUCGGGCAUUACAAAAAACCAGUGACAUUGAUACGACACCAACAAAUGUUAACGACAUCAUAUCAGUGCGACGUUUCACAACAUUUGAUCUCGUAACAUCCCGACCCAUAAUACUAAACAACGGCACUGAUGAUCCUGCUGCGUCGUGGUUUGAAUAUACUGCAACUAUAUCACAAAAUACAUAUUCCUUGAAUAUUCGACAUCCUACACGAAGUUUCACUGCAGCUGAGCUCAUUGGAUUCAACAAUACUGGAAAUAUAUGUGUUUGGCCAUCAGAAGAAGUGCUGGCUUACUACAUUCUAUGCAACUUGCAAUAUUUUUCUGGUAAAACGGUUCUGGAGCUAGGGGGAGGAAUGACAUGCCUUGCUGGCCUCAUGGUGGCCAAAUACACAACAGCAGCAAACAUCCAUGUCACUGAUGGAAAUAUAUCAGCCAUUGAUAACGUACAGUUCAUUGUAAAGCAGAAUGGUUUAGGGGAUUGUGCUGCAUGCUCUGUCUUGCAGUGGGGGGAUAUUCAAGACAAACCCGUUGGUAAUCACAUUUCAACAUAUGACAUUAUAUUAUCUGCUGACUGCUUAUUCUUCGAUGAAGCUCGUCAGGAUCUUAUUGAAACUAUUUGGACAAUGUUGAAUGAGGAUGGAACUGCUUUUGUGAUGGCUCCACGAAGGGGGCAUACAUAUGAAAAAUUUGCAGAAGAAGCUAAAAUGAGAGGGUUUCAUUGCAAGAGUAAGCAGUAUUACAAUGAACAUGUUUGGAAUAGGCAUUUAAAAUUGAAACAAAGUUGUGAUUAUGAUGAGAAUAUUCAUUAUCCAAUGCUCCUGCAUCUUAGAAAGACAUAUGCUGAAAAUUCUUAUAACUAAAUUUCUGUUUGCCUUUUAGUUUAUGUUAAAUAUUUUUAUGAGAGUCAAAUGUAAUUGCAAAAGAAAAUCAAACUUUAAUUUGUAAUCUGAUGAUGUGCCAUGAAUAUUGCCAAACAUUGCCAGAAGCCAUUCUUUUCUUUAUUUGCAAUGAAGCAGGUCUAGUCUUGGAAUAUAGAAAGUAGUUUUCUUUUGUUACAGACAUUCAAGGACAGAUUGAAGUAUAUAGGUACUUUGUUUUGCAGCUAGAUUGGCAUGGCUUUUCA